Molecule: messenger RNA, 1470 nt
Organism: Cucumis sativus (cucumber)
Lineage: Eukaryota; Viridiplantae; Streptophyta; Magnoliopsida; Cucurbitales; Cucurbitaceae
Product: delta-9 acyl-lipid desaturase 1
Exons: 4
Coding region: 95-1120 (341 amino acids)
Biological process (GO): lipid metabolic process
Cellular component (GO): endoplasmic reticulum membrane
Molecular function (GO): oxidoreductase activity, acting on paired donors, with oxidation of a pair of donors resulting in the reduction of molecular oxygen to two molecules of water
Source: RefSeq, a predicted model, not a curated record
GAGUUGAGGCAGUCUUUGCUUUUAAAACGUUCCUAUACUACUCUUUAUCGAUCUUUGUUUUUUUAUUUUGCCAUUACUCUCUCUUACUCCUCAAAUGGAGGCCACAAGGAAAGAGCUGGAAGAUAAAAAUAGCGAUCAGAAGGCUAUGGCGGUUGAAGACAAACCUCGGGUUAGGUCCCGGCGAAGACCAUUUUUCCGAAGAAAAUGGACAACUUUAGACAAACGUUCUGCUGGUGCUUUUCUUGUUAUGCAUUUUCUCUGUGUUUUCGCACCAUUUUAUUUCACAUGGCCAGCCUUCUGGCUUGCCUUUGUACUCUACGUUAUCACGGGCUUGUUCGGUUUGACACUCUCGUACCACCGGCAUCUUACACACAAGAGUUUCAAACUUCCCAAAUGGCUUGAGUACACGUUUGCUUACAUUGGAGUCCAUACACUUCAAGGCGAUCCGAUUGAUUGGGUGAGUACGCAUAGAUAUCACCAUCAGUUUGUGGAUACAAAAAGAGAUCCACACACUCCGACACAAGGGUUUUUAUUUGGACAUAUUGCUUGGAUAUUUGAUUCAUAUGGUUUGACUAAAAAAGUUAGCCCUAAACAUGUUGAAGAUUUCGAAGCAAAAGAUGAGAAAAGAAAGAUUAGUAGAAAUAUGUUUGUGGGAUAUUUGAAGUAUGGAAGACCUAACAAUGCUGAGGAUUUACAAAAUCAAGGCUUUUACAGGUUUCUUCGAAGAACAUACAUUCUUCAUCAUUUUGGUCUUGCAAUAAUCCUCUAUGCUCUUGGAGGGCUUCCUUUUCUCACUUGGGGAAUGGGUGUAAGAACUGUAUGCUUUCAACAUGUCACUUUCGCUGUGAACUCUUUAGGCCACAUGUGGGGAAACCAACCAUGGAACACUGGAGAUCAAUCUAGAAAUAAUUGGGUGUUGGCAUUACUCAUCUUUGGAGAAGGAUGGCACAACAACCACCAUGCAUUUGAGUAUUCAGCUCGACAUGGCCUAGAAUGGUGGCAGUUGGAUGUAACUUGGUGGGUUAUUUUGUUUCUUCAAGCCAUAGGGUUAGCCACUGAUUUGAAGUUACCCUCUCAACAUCACAUGCACAAGUUGGCCAUCCAACCCAAAAGCGAUUAAUGAUACUAAAACACUAUUUAAAAUGACUUUUUAAGGAAUUAAAAAUUAAUUAUUUUAAACCCUUAAAGAGUCGUCUCAAACAAAACGUUUCAACUCUCUCUUGAUUAUUGCUCAAAGUUUAAAUUUGUAGUUUGGUGUACGAAUCAUGCCCCUUUGUUUGAUAUUGAUCAAGAAUUUAACUUUUAUGUGUUUUUCAAAUAUCUAAAAUGUAGAAAACAAAAAUAAUACUAGAAAUUAUCCUAAAGUAUGAUUUAUGAAGAUAUUUUGACCAUUUGAAUGAAGAGAGAGUGAAAAUAUUAUGUACUUUAUUUAAAGAUUAUAUGGAAUAAAGAAACUUUGGCUUUUAACCU